AUUGAUAUUUCGUCGUAUCAAGAAUAAAUUCAAGAGUAAAUAUUCAAAUUUGAAAAUAUUUUUUUAAUUUGACUCUUAAAUUGCAACUUCUAGAUCUGUACAACUAUACACUUCAGUUCAGCAUCUUUAACAGAUACGCAGUCAACGCAGAAGCCCAGCAAAGCCCAUCAAUAACCAUGACCAAACUAAUGCCUAUUCUGUUCGCCUGCUACAUGCACCUCUUUUCGGGGAAGAAUGCUUAUGAGAACCAAACCUAUUUGGGCAGCCUUAUAUUCUUUCUGUCUAUGAUGGAUCUGCUGUACGGCAACGAGAUACUACCCAAGAAAUAUUGCCGUAUGGGUCGGUUGUUCAAGGUAAUGCUGGAGACAUUCUUUGUCUGGAUUAUAAAUGGCACUCGUUUCUUUCUUUUGGAGUUGAUCACCGUGUCACUAGGUCUGUUGCACUGGGGGAUGAUCUCUGCAGUCACUCAUCAGCAGUACGGUCUCUAUAACUUUCUAUUCCGUACUUGUUACAAAAAAAUUCGUGAAUUCGUUCGCUGUUGAACAACCUCGGACAGCUAAAAUUAAAGGGAUCUUGACGAAUCCACAGAAAGAACUCCAUCUAAAUUGAAUGUCUGGAGACUAUUGCAAAAGGACAACUUGCAUUCAUGUCAAAAUGGUUUUUUUUCAAAAUAAAAGUAUGUUCCCGCCAAAUUCGAUCCA
This is a messenger RNA of Drosophila pseudoobscura, 701 nucleotides long. RefSeq lists its product as uncharacterized. Lineage: Eukaryota; Metazoa; Arthropoda; Insecta; Diptera; Drosophilidae. The record is from RefSeq and is a predicted model, not a curated record. The coding region runs from base 177 to 542 and encodes 121 amino acids. The transcript is spliced from 3 exons.